UAAAAUCCGAACCGGUGAGGUUCAACCGGUCUAUUUAAAACAUCAUCAGAACGAAUGUAAAUCUUGGUCGGAUCUAGGGUAAGGGUUUCUAAAUUGAGGAGGAGGAGGAGGAGAGUUUGAAGCUUGAACCAUGUCUCGGUUUCUCAACGAACUCUCCUUGAUGCACAAGAGGGGCCUUCGUUUGUUCUCCUCACCGUCUUCGGGUCCUUUUCUGAGGCUUGGCAAUACGGUCAAGGAAGAAGAUGUACUUGAUGACAUUCUCUUGUUCGAUGCUGCCAAGGAAGAGUUACUCACUGUCCCUGACAAACCACAUCCCCAUGAGCUCGCUGACACCACUCUCGUUGCAUCUUCUCUUGGAUGGGGUUUUUUCUCUGGCUUUUCCGACCACCGUUCCUUGUACAUCUCCGACCACUUGAACCCACUGUCUUCCACAACAUCAUCAUCCAAGGUCAUUCCUCUGCCUCCCCUCACUGCUCUCUCCUCUUGCCAAACUGACGUCUUCUGCAAUGUCGCUAUGUCUUCAUCCUCUCCUAGUGAUGAUGACCCGGACUUGGUCGUUGCUCUCAAGUUCUUGGGCAGACAGCUCUGUCUCUGUAGACCAAACCGUGAUUUGCGUUGGACUAACAUCGCCACUCCUUUCCCCUUCUUGGAAAGAUCCAACCUCAUCUUCUCCAACAGAGACCGCAAGUUCUACUUGCCUCUUCCUGGCAGCACCUACUUGUGCUCCUGGGAUCUCCACUUCACCCCUAGCUUCCGUAAGUUUAUGUAUACCAACCGUCCCAAGCUCUCACAGUCCCAGCACCAGUUUCUGGAUUCUUGUUCCAGGGCUGAUCACUGGGUUGAGUCUCCCUCCGGGGAGCGUUUCCUCGUCAAAUGCUACACUCUGGACGACAGAGACCCUGUGUUCAUGGUGUUUAGAGAGGAAGACAUGAUCAACAUGUGUUACACUGAGGACAUUGGUGAUUUGUGCAUCUUCAUUUCGGAGUCUGACCCUUUCUGCGUCCAAGCUAGCUCGUGCCCUGGUCUACUCCCCAACUCCAUCUAUCUUGUAGAACCUGUCUUUGGUGUUUACCAUCUCCCCACCAGAAGCCUUCGUCAUUUUGAAGAGAAACUGGAUAAGACUGAGACCAGAAGCCUUGGUCAUUUUGAAGAGAGACUGGAUAAGACUGAGGUUAAUCUCCACCUUCCUCACUGGCUUCCUCCUCUUCCUACUAUCUAGCUUUCAUCUUCUAGUCGUAGCUAAGAUAUAACUCUUUUGUACCUGCUCUCUGUCUCUGUUUGCCUUGUGUGUUAAAACUUCCUCCUGUGUAGUGGUAAUAUGCAUAUUUUGUUAGUACCCUCA
Raphanus sativus (radish) is the source of this 1342-nucleotide messenger RNA. RefSeq lists its product as uncharacterized. The record is from RefSeq and is a predicted model, not a curated record. The transcript has 2 exons. NCBI's taxonomy places the organism in Eukaryota, Viridiplantae, Streptophyta, Magnoliopsida, Brassicales, Brassicaceae. The coding region runs from base 131 to 1219 and encodes 362 amino acids.